UGCACCAGAGAGCGGAUACCUCUGCAGACGGGCUGCCCUCCCAGCCGGUCUCAACACCUCCCUGUGAUAUGAACACUUUGACAACAGCUAAUGACUGUGACUGCUGGCCUCAACCCAGCAUGGUAAUAUCGGUUCACCCUCCAGUAUCUUCAGUGGGCAGUCAGUGAGGAACCGUCAACACUAUGCGAUGUGCGUGAGGGAUGAGUGGCGGUUGUGGCCCCAGGCGGGAUGCUGCUGACGGCCGGUCAGUAUGACUCUGCUGGACCUGUGGCUGUCACGCUCCCUCCCCAUGUGCCUGCUCCUUCAGAGCCUUGUCCUCAUGGCCUUGUGCUUCCCCUCGGCCAGCAUGUGUCCAAAGGGCUGCAUCUGCCAACGUGACCCCCACCUCCACGGCAUCAACGUUACCUGCAGUCAGUCCCGCCUCAAAGAGAUCCCCCCCAGCCUCCCGGUUGACACUGUCCUGUUGAGGCUGGAUCACAACCAGAUCGGAGCCGUGCCCGAUCAAACCUUCCACGGACUUCGGCUUUUGAGGGAGCUUAACCUUUCCUACAACGCUGUGGAGACUUUAGGGGAAGCAGCCUUCAGUGGCAUAGAGGCGACUUUACAGGUGCUGGACCUCUCCCACAACCGUAUCACAAGCGUACACAAGGAUGCUUUCGCUCGGCUCAAGGCCCGCGUCAUCGUGGACGACAACCCGUGGCAUUGUGACUGUGCUCUCCAGCAGGCCAUCAGCGGAAUGGCCCACAACCACGAUGCCGCCGCCCGCGUGCUCUGCAGGAGCUCAGAGGUUCAUGACCAGGAGGGAAGACCUUUCUUGGCAGUGGACACUGACCUCUGCAACCUGGCCAAAAGGACCACAGACUACGCCAUGUUGGUGACCAUGUUUGGCUGGUUUGCCAUGGUCAUUUCAUAUGUGGUGUAUUACGUCCGACAGAACCAGGAGGACGCCCGGCGCCACCUGGAGUACCUCAAAUCUCUCCCGAGCAAGCCCAAGAAACCCGACGAGGCCGACGACAUCAGCACUGUUGUCUGACGGCAGCGUCACAGUGACUGCGUCCACCGCAAACCUAAUGAACACCAAAAUGUUCACGUGACAGGACCCACACUAAUGUUUACUAUUUGUACCACUAGUGAUGUGAGCAUCAAAACUGCAGAUCAAUCUUUGUAUUUUAGACAUUUUGUUGUAUGUCCUUACCAGGGUUUGUUCACGACUGAUCUGAGAUAAGUUGAGAUGGGAGGCCACAGUCUAACAGUCGAAUGCCAACGUUAUCUUUUCUACAGAAAUUGCUUAUGGAGUUUUGAAAAUUUGAAUCUCAGGUUUAAAUAAUGGUUGUUUUUAGAUUAAAAUUUGGAAUAUCUGAUAAAUAGAAAUAUAUUUUUAAGUCGCAACACCCUAUACUCUAUUUCCCAGAGCCCUUAUUUUGGUAUCUCAAAGCCCACGAUAAGGUGUACGUUGAGUUUUGUAAACACUUGCUGAAACAAUUGCAUCUUUCAUGCACCUUUAAAAUUAAAUCUAAAUUACAAUAUCCACACAGAAACUUCAGCAUUUCUGAACCCAUGGUAUUUGAUCUAUACAUUGUGUAAUACUAUUACAGCUUUGGUGACCUGUCUUUGAUACAGACAAAUCACAUUUAAGCCCGAAUACAGACAAGUAGUCAAGAUUCCACUGAAAUAUCUUGUGAAUGAUCUCACACUGUGGCUAAGGAGAAUACUGGGUGCUAUGGAAGCUUAUUUUUCCAAGUAAGGAAACUAGUAAAAUGUUAAGAAGGAAUUAAAAAUAAAAAUGCUCACUUAAAAUGAUGUGAUAGUACGUAAACAUUUUGACUUUCUACGUGAAAUUCGUGAGAUACUAAAUCAAGAUUUUGUCUUUGUUUGUUAUGAGAUACAAACUCGAGUAUCAUAUAUUAAAUUACUUAAAGUGCUUUACUUUUUAAGUCAAAACUAAGAGCUGGUAAGUCACAGUGGUCGCUAGCUUCUUUAGCUAACCUGUCAGUUACUCGUUGUAUCACCAUGAACGAGGCUAAUUUAGCUUAGCACCAGUGGUCUUCUUAUCACAGUUCAGGGCUGCAGUUCUGGCUUCUGGCCAAAACCACCCUGAUAUGUGGAAAACUGCAGUUGUUAAAACUGUAGGCUGUAGCUCACAGACAAGACUCUUUCAUAUUAUAUUAAAAUAAGAAAAGAAGGAAGGAAGGAAGGAAGGAAGGAAGGAAGGAAGGAAGACAUUAUAGCCACACAACAAACCAUAACAUCCAUUCCAACUGUGAAGGAAUCAGGGCUGCCCCCAACCAAAGUUUCUCCUAGUCGACUGGUAGUCGUCAGUUCAGGCGAUUAGCUGACUAGUCGUUGCACGUUUAUGAUAUUAAUUUAAUUACUUAAAUUAGUAUUUUUUGGGGGGAGCAUCAGAAAGUGGUUUGAGUCCAGGGCUGAGAAAGAAUAUAAGUAACACGGCUAACGGCGUGCUACAGUACAGAGAAAUACAAAGCCGUGAUAAUGAGCCACGGUAAUGAUUCUGAAAGUGUCGUAACAACCAGCAAGGAGAGUGUUAGCAUUAGCGUCCAUGCUAAGUUGCUAACUUUAAGCUACUUACAUGUUUCAAAUGACAAGCGCUGUUUUAGGUCAAUGAAUGAGAGGCGAAUGUUUGUCUGCAGAGUUUGCGUCACCUUAGCUGCGGUCGUUCCUUUAGCCGCUUGAAGCGUUGGAGUUCCUGUUCUGUGUUCACAGGUUGUUUUGAUAUUUCAGUUGCCGUAAGACAGGAAUGUUGUCUCGCUUGUCACACGUGUGUUAGUAAAAAUAAAGUUGUUGCUGCUAUUUAUUGUACUACAUCUCUUAAGUCGCAUUUAUUAUUUCAUUACUGAAUCUUCCAGUUAGUCAAACCCAAGAGUCUCAGUUAGAGACCCGUCGUGUAAAUGACGUCUGUCCGUGACUGACUGAGUGACUUCCUGUCAAGUUGUUUUUUUUUGUCCUGUGACCAACUGACCAAUCAAAAUUUGGUCGACUUAGACCGUCUCAGUCAUUAGCGUUUGGUAUUUGUGGGCAGCCCUAGAAAUUAUAUAUAAUUUAAAUUUCCCAACGGUAUUUGUGUUGUAGUGGAGCCAGUGACCCCAGUUGUAGCAGAGCCACGAAAAGUACAGAACAUUAAACUUUUUGAAACAUAUGAAAUAUGAAAAAAUCUUCACAAGAUCAAGAUCCAUAAUGUUUAAACGCAAAUGUUCAUUGAUAUAUAACUAGAAUGGCGUCCAGUAGAGUGUACACCUCCAAACAGUCCCACACAUGUCUAUUAGAUCUGGAUUAUUAUCUGGAUCUUCACCAACUUGUACAAACUCAUAGAUCUCAACCUAAACAUUUACAUCACAAUAUAAACAUUAUUUCCUGAGAUAUUGACGAAAAUGUCAAAAAAAAGGCCUCCUCUCGCAAUGUUAUGGAAAGUCAUAAAAUAAAUAAAUCCUGGAUCCACCCCUUUUAACCCGACCCUCACCGAAAUGUAACGGCCCAUGCCCAUCACCAUCUCCACUAGGUUUGGGUGCAAAUGGGUUCAGUUCUUCUUGUGUAAUCCUGCUGAUAAACAACUGAACAAUAACAGUCAAAAAAUUGUCAUUCAUGAAUAAAUCUGGAUGUAACGAUGAUGAGAAAUGUAAUGGAACCAUCCUGAAAAUAUCUAGUUAUAAUGUGAAAAAAUUCUCCUUAUAAUGAGAA
Seriola dumerili (greater amberjack) is the source of this 3693-nucleotide messenger RNA. RefSeq names its product leucine rich repeat containing 3B (gene lrrc3b). Gene Ontology annotation, molecular function: protein binding. The record is from RefSeq and is a predicted model, not a curated record. NCBI's taxonomy places the organism in Eukaryota, Metazoa, Chordata, Actinopteri, Carangiformes, Carangidae. The transcript is spliced from 2 exons. The coding region runs from base 251 to 1033 and encodes 260 amino acids.